AUGAAUGGUGUGUCGGGGCCGAUGACCGUACGAGUAUAUCACGAGAUGGCACAACCGGAACAUCCGAAUAAAUGCGCUUUCCACGAUUGUGAACACAUUUGCCUGCCGAGAGCACAUCUUCCACGAAGCAAGGAAGAGGAACUCGUGCUGAAGGGACGUCCAUAUACAUGCGCGUGUAUGAAUGGAUUCAUUGCGGAUGAUAACAAUUAUUGUGUGACCGCGAGUGAUGCGUUGGCUGGUAUUGGACGUCGUGUAACACCGCUGUCAUUCACUUCACUUCUGUUCCUUCUA
Messenger RNA from Anisakis simplex (herring worm), 291 nucleotides. NCBI's taxonomy places the organism in Eukaryota, Metazoa, Nematoda, Chromadorea, Rhabditida, Anisakidae. The record is from the annotation of a GenBank genome assembly.